AUGAGCACCGACUACGCCUACGACGAGGAGGGUUACCUCUGGCCCUUCUUCGUCUUUACACUGACGCUCAUCAUCACCCUCCCACUUACAUACAUCCUCGUCAAGAGGUCGCGAGACCCCGCCGCCUCGUUCCCGCGCAUUCGGACAAGCUUCAAACAUAAACACACCGACGUUGUCGACUCAUUACGCAAGAAGGAGAAGCGCAAGGACCGCAAGCUAUGGCUCAUCAUCGCCGUGGCCGUCGGCUGGGUUGUCAUGGGCUACAUGCUCGUCCUCAUCCAGAACACCGAGACGCCAACGCAGAAGCUAUGGAACCCAUAUGACAUUCUCGGCAUCUCCGAGUCGGCCACCGAGAAGCAGAUCAAGAGCGCCUACAGGAAGCUGUCCCUCAAGUUCCACCCCGACAAGAUCAAGCCUGAUGCUUCCAAGAACGAGACCAUGGACGAUCUCAAUGCCCGCUACGUCGAAAUCACCAAGGCCCACCAGGCCUUGACCGACGAGGAGGUGCGCAACAACUAUAUCCAGUAUGGUAACCCUGAUGGCAAGCAGGGUUAUAGCAUCAACAUUGCUUUGCCAAAGGCCAUUGUGUCUGACGGCAAUGGCAAGUAUGUUGUGCUUCUGUACUCUGCGCUCUUUGGUAUUCUGUUGCCAUACCUGGUUGGGUCAUGGUGGUACGGGACGCUUAGACGGUCCAAGGAGGGCGUUCUCAUGGAGAGCGCCAACCGGCUGUUCAGGGAGUACAAGGACAACAUCGACGAGGGCGGCGUCAUUGGCGCCCUCAGCACGGGUCAGGAAUACGACGAGCUGUUCAGGGGCGACAAGGCCGAUUCUGGCUUGUCCAAGGUUGAGUCCAGAAUUCUUGCCGAGGGCGAGCUCUCUCCUCUCGCUGGCGGUCUUUCUGUCAAGGACAAGGAGAAGUUGGAGGAUCUCGAAAGUGGCCCCCAACGCAAGGCCUUGGCUCUUCUCUGGGCCUACCUCGGACGCGUCGAGCUUGACGACCCCAUCUUGGAGAAGGCUAAGUUCGCCGUCGCCCCAAUUGCCGAAGCUCUCAACAAGUCUUUUACCGCCAUCUCUCUUGCCUACAUGAACACGGCUCCUCUCCUGUCUUCAUACUACGCCAGCCAGCUCCUCAUUCAGGCUCUCCCACCAAAAUCUUCGCCCCUUCUCCAGCUUCCUCACUUUACUCCAGCGACUGUCAAGGCUGUCGAUGGCGACUCCAAGGUUCACACCAACGUGCAGGACUUUAUGGACAGGCCGGACGCUAAGCGCCGCAGCCUGGUUGUCGGCAAGGGUCUUCUCACUGAUGAGCAAUACCGCGAAGCCGUCUCUGUUGCUAAGCAGCUACCCUUCUUCCGCGUCGCCAAGGCAUACUUCAAGGUUACUGGUGAAAAGUUUAUUCUCCCCUCUUCUCUCGUCACACUCGUCGUCAAGGGCCGCUUCGUGCCACCAGGCAGCGAAAACGUGCCCGAGAUUGAGCCAUUGGAUCUCGAGGAUAUCGACCCAGCCGAAGACGACCUUGACGCCAUCCUCGGCCGCAAGGCCAAGAAGCAGAUUGGCAAGGACGAGAAGGGCAGACCCAUUUACGAGGAGACCCCUGACGAGCCCAUCUCUGCGCCAUUGGCCGCGUCCCCAUACUUUGCGCGCGACCAUUCUCCAAGGUGGCACGUUUUCCUCACAGACUCGAAGCAAGGCCGUGUGGCGGUGCCACCAUUUACCUUUGCG
Molecule: messenger RNA, 1722 nt
Organism: Podospora anserina S mat+
Lineage: Eukaryota; Fungi; Ascomycota; Sordariomycetes; Sordariales; Podosporaceae
Exons: 1
Biological process (GO): SRP-dependent cotranslational protein targeting to membrane; post-translational protein targeting to endoplasmic reticulum membrane
Cellular component (GO): Sec62/Sec63 complex
Molecular function (GO): RNA binding; transmembrane protein transporter activity
Source: RefSeq, a predicted model, not a curated record